Eutrema salsugineum is the source of this 2340-nucleotide messenger RNA. Its product is annotated as pumilio homolog 12. Gene Ontology annotation, molecular function: mRNA binding. Lineage: Eukaryota; Viridiplantae; Streptophyta; Magnoliopsida; Brassicales; Brassicaceae. Gene Ontology annotation, cellular component: cytoplasm. The transcript has 6 exons. The record is from RefSeq and is a predicted model, not a curated record. The coding region runs from base 287 to 2113 and encodes 608 amino acids. Gene Ontology annotation, biological process: post-transcriptional regulation of gene expression.
UCCUCCAUCAUCACCUUUUGCCGAUUGGUGAUUUUAUAUGUUAAUGUAGGUUCUUCAACCUCACCGGUAUUCUUCUCUUUCUCCUAAACAAUUUCCUCUCGCAUUGUCACUGAGAUUUUCCUGCAAAUGGGUUUCGUCGUCUUAAACAUGGAGAUUUGAUCGGAAGAAAAGAUCGGAUUUUUCCUUCUGUGAUUCUGUCAGGAGUAUUAUUCUUUGAUCAUCAUAACUUUGGAGUUGAAAGUUUGGAUUUUUCCUCUGUUUAUGUGUAUAAACCAUCGAUCUUGAGAUGGAUCAGAGAAGCAUUGAGCCAGAGUUUGAUGAAUUUGAGAAGCUUCUUGGAGAGAUUCCGAAAGUUACUUCAGGAAACGAUUAUACCCGUUUCCCUAUAUGUUUGAGCUCAACAAGAUCAUCAACUUCCAUCAAGAAAACGGCUCGCUUCGAAGAAGAAAAUCUCCCUGAUGACCGCACAUUCACCUCUGCAUUUGCUGAGGGAAACUUCAACUUUGGAAUCCCAAAUCAAACUCCAGAAAAUCCUCAACUUAUGUUCAUUCCUUCUUAUCACUCUGCAAAUACCUCACCUUGUGUAUAUGACAAAUUUGAUCCAAGAAAACUUGAUCCGCAAAUGUUGAGGAAGCUGCAACAUGUUGGCUACUUUCCUAACAUCUCUUCCGGGAUCUCACCUGCUCAGCCGCAGCAAUACUUACCAUCCUCGGAGUCUCACCAUCAAGCUUUGGAUCAGUCUUAUAUCAAUAGGAGGAAUCUCGAAGAAGGAAACUUUCAGAGGCUGAAUCUGCAAGAAGAACAGUGUAUGCCUGUUAACCCUCAUUUCCUCUAUCUUUAUAAUAAUAACCAAACCAUGGAUGCUGCUCCAAGACAGGAGCAUUUCGACUAUCGCCGAGCUGAACAGUCUAACAGAAACUUGUUUUGGAAUGGAGAAGAUGGUGAUGAAAAUGUGAGGAAAAUGUGCUAUCCAGAGAAGAUCUUAAUGAGAUCACAGCUCGGUUUAAACACAGCUAAAGUCAUAAAGUACGGUGUUGGAGACGAUGCACAAAGCAGAAGACUUUGGUUGCAGAAUCAACUCAAUGAAGAUCUCGCGAUGAACCUCAACAAUCUGACGUUGCAGCAGCCUCCAAAGUAUAACUCUCUUGCAGAGGCGAGAGGGAAGAUAUAUUACAUGGCCAAGGAUCAGCACGGAUGUCGGUUCCUGCAGAGGAGAUUUGCUGAGAAAGAUGGGAAUGAUAUCGACAUCAUCUUUAAUGAGAUCAUUGACUAUAUCAGUGAGCUUAUGAUAGAUCCUUUUGGGAACUAUCUAGUUCAAAAACUGCUUGAAGUAUGCAGCGAAGAUCAGAGGAUGCAGAUUAUUCAUUCCAUAACUGGAAAGCCAGGAGUUCUUAUCAAAAUCUCUUGUGAUAUGCACGGGACUAGAGCUGUUCAAAAGAUAGUUCAAACGGUUAAGAGACAAGAGGAGAUUUCAGUCAUCAUUUCUGCUUUGAAGUAUGGCAUAGUGACUUUGAUAAAGAAUGCAAACGGUCGUCACGUUGUUCAACUUUGCUUGCAGUAUUUGUUACCUCACUGUGAAAAGUUUCUUUUCGAAGCUGCGAUUACUCAUUGUGUUGAGCUUGCAACUGAUCGACAUGGAUGUGUUGUGCUUCAAAAAUGUCUUGGCUAUUCCGAAGGAGAGACAAAGGAUCACUUGGUCUCUGAAAUUGCCUCCAAUGCUCUACUCCUCUCUCAAGACCCUUUUGGGAACUAUGUUCUUCAAUACAUCUUUGAGCUACAACUUCAAUGGGCAAUCAACGAAAUCCUCGAGCAAUUAGAAGGAAACUACACCGAGUUAUCAAUGCAGAAAUGUAGCAGCAAUGUAGUUGAGAAAUGUUUGAAACUAGCUGAUGACAAACACCGAGCUCGAAUCAUUAGAGAACUCAUAAACUAUGGUCGUCUUGAUGAAGUCAUGUUGGAUCCUUAUGGAAAUUAUGUCAUCCAAGCAGCUCUGAAACAAUCCAAGGGGAAUCUUCAUACUCUAUUGGUUGAUGCCAUUAAGCUUCAUAUCUCAUCUCUUCGUACCAAUCCUUACGGUAAAAAAGUCUUAUCUGCACUUAGCUCGAAGAAGUAAAUCCGCAGGUAAUAUAUCCGGAAAAGUAGAAACUUUCUAUCUCGAGAUGUCACGGUUAAAUUCGUUUCCUUUUUCUUGGCAGUUGCAGAUCUGUAGCAAAUGUUGCUGUUUGUUGUUGGUAAAGUUACCUUGUAAAUGUAUUGUAAUAAGAGCAUAAUUCGCAGGUUUUUGGUUUUUAUUCAGAGAGACGAAAGAUUCAAAGUAUGGCUUUGAUCUAAUCUACAAUU